AUGGAGGGGCCUUUGUCCGUGUUCGGGGACCGCAGCACCGGGGAGGCGAUCCGCUCCCAGAACGUUAUGGCUGCAGCUUCUAUCGCCAACAUUGUCAAAAGUUCCCUUGGGCCGGUUGGCUUGGAUAAAAUGCUAGUGGAUGAUAUUGGCGACGUAACGAUCACCAAUGAUGGUGCAACCAUCCUCAAGUUACUGGAGGUGGAACACCCUGCAGCAAAGGUUCUUUGUGAACUGGCUGAUCUUCAAGACAAAGAAGUCGGCGAUGGAACGACUUCAGUGGUUAUUAUUGCUGCAGAACUUCUGAAAAAUGCAGAUGAACUGGUCAAACAGAAAAUUCAUCCCACAUCUGUUAUUAGUGGCUAUCGACUUGCUUGCAAGGAAGCAGUUCGUUAUAUCAGUGAAAACUUAAUUAUUAACACAGAUGAACUUGGGAGAGAGUGCCUGAUUAAUGCUGCUAAGACAUCGAUGUCUUCCAAAAUUAUUGGAAUAAAUGGUGAUUUCUUUGCUAAUAUGGUUGUGGAUGCUGUCCUUGCUGUUAAAUACGUAGAUGGGAGAGGCCAGCCUCGCUAUCCGGUCAAUUCUGUUAAUGUUCUGAAGGCCCACGGCAGAAGUCAGAUGGAAAGUCUGCUGAUCAAUGGCUACGCACUCAACUGUGUGGUAGGAUCGCAGGGCAUGCCCAAGAGAAUAGUUAAUGCAAAAAUAGCUUGCCUUGACUUCAGCCUGCAGAAAACAAAAAUGAAGCUCGGUGUUCAAGUGGUUAUUACAGACCCAGAAAAACUGGACCAAAUCAGACAGAGAGAAUCUGAUAUUACCAAGGAGAGAAUUCAGAAGAUCCUGGCAACUGGGGCCAAUGUGAUUCUAACCACUGGUGGCAUUGAUGACAUGUGUCUGAAGUACUUUGUGGAGGCUGGAGCAAUGGCAGUUAGAAGAGUCUUAAAGAGAGACCUUAAGCGCAUUGCAAAAGCUUCUGGAGCGACUAUUCUGUCAACCCUGGCCAACCUGGAAGGUGAAGAGACUUUCGAGGCUUCACUGUUGGGACAAGCUGAAGAGGUAGUACAAGAGAGAAUCUGUGAUGAUGAACUGAUUUUAAUCAAAAACACGAAAGCCCGUACAUCUGCCUCCAUCAUCCUGCGUGGGGCCAAUGAUUUCAUGUGUGAUGAGAUGGAGCGCUCUUUGCAUGAUGCUCUCUGUGUGGUGAAGAGAGUGUUGGAGUCCAAGUCUGUGGUUCCAGGUGGGGGCGCUGUGGAGGCCGCCCUCUCCAUCUACCUGGAAAACUACGCCACGAGCAUGGGGUCUCGGGAACAGCUCGCUAUCGCAGAGUUUGCAAGAUCUCUCCUUGUUAUUCCAAACACACUCGCAGUUAAUGCUGCCCAAGACUCCACGGAUCUGGUUGCAAAAUUAAGAGCUUUUCACAAUGAAGCUCAAGUUAACCCGGAACGAAAAAAUCUAAAAUGGAUUGGUCUGGAUCUGAUCAAUGGCAAGCCUCGUGACAACAAGCAAGCAGGGGUGUUUGAACCAACCAUCGUCAAAGUCAAGAGUUUGAAAUUUGCCACAGAAGCUGCCAUUACCAUCCUUCGGAUUGAUGAUCUUAUCAAAUUACACCCAGAAAGUAAAGAUGAAAAACACGGAGGUCAUGAAGAUGCUGUUCACUCAGGAGCCCUUGAUGACUGACGUCCUUUUAUUUAUAACAAUGCGAGAUGCA
Elephantulus edwardii (Cape elephant shrew) is the source of this 1702-nucleotide messenger RNA. It is a transcript of the gene TCP1, whose product is annotated as t-complex 1. Gene Ontology annotation, molecular function: ATP-dependent protein folding chaperone; ATP binding; ATP hydrolysis activity. The record is from RefSeq and is a predicted model, not a curated record. Bases 1 to 1671 code for a protein of 556 amino acids. The transcript is spliced from 12 exons. Gene Ontology annotation, biological process: protein folding. Gene Ontology annotation, cellular component: chaperonin-containing T-complex. Lineage: Eukaryota; Metazoa; Chordata; Mammalia; Macroscelidea; Macroscelididae.